This is a messenger RNA of Salvia hispanica, 1480 nucleotides long. RefSeq names its product aspartate carbamoyltransferase 1, chloroplastic-like. Lineage: Eukaryota; Viridiplantae; Streptophyta; Magnoliopsida; Lamiales; Lamiaceae. Gene Ontology annotation, molecular function: amino acid binding; aspartate carbamoyltransferase activity. The record is from RefSeq and is a predicted model, not a curated record. Gene Ontology annotation, biological process: amino acid metabolic process; 'de novo' pyrimidine nucleobase biosynthetic process.
AAAAUACUUUUAUACUAAAUCGGUAUUAAUAUUUCCGCCGAUUCGAGGACGAGGACUACAAUUUUCUAAAGAAGGGUCACUACUCAGUCACUUACUCUUAUGCAAUUUAUAUAAAUAUUGAUUUAGAAGACCAAUUUUCCCCUAAACUGGAGGUAUAAUAUGGCAUCAUCUUCCAUGUUUUCUGCUUGGACCAUGAAUGGGAAUGCACUUGCUCCUACAGUUUCAACGAUCAUCAAUGAUUGUUCGAAACAAACAUACAAGUCUCUGUCCAUAUCUGCAUCUGCCGACAUUUCGCAUUCGUCUCUCAGGAGAGGAGUCGAAUGCAGAGCGCUGAAUGGUGAGAGGAAACCUUCCUUUUCACUGGGGAGUAAGUUUCAACUCGAAGAUGUCAUUGAAGCUCAGCAGUUCGACAGAGAUAUGCUCAGUGCCAUAUUCGACGUGGCACUGGAGAUGGAGAAGAUUGAGAAGAACUCUACUGGAAGUAACCUUCUUCAGGGGUAUCUAAUGGCUACCCUAUUUUAUGAGCCCUCAACCAGAACUAGGCUUUCAUUCGAGUCGGCUAUGAAACGUCUGGGGGGAGAAGUGUUAACCACAGAAAAUGCACGAGAGUUCUCAUCUGCAGCAAAAGGGGAGACGCUUGAAGACACCAUAAGAACAGUUGAAGGCUACACGGAUAUCAUAGUGAUGAGGCAUUUUGAAAGCGGUGCCGCAAGAAGGGCCGCAGCUACAGCCACUAUCCCGAUUAUUAAUGCUGGAGAUGGUCCUGGACAGCAUCCAACUCAGGCUCUCCUUGACAUGUACACGAUUCAACGAGAGAUAGGAAAACUUGAUGGAAUAAAGGUCGGGCUUGUGGGAGAUCUUGCUUACGGGAGGACAGUCCGCUCACUUGCCUAUCUUCUGGCCAAGUACAAAGAUGUCAAAAUUUACUUUGUCUCACCAGAAACAGUGAAAAUGAAGGAUGACAUAAAAGAUUAUCUAACAUCCAAAGGCAUUGGAUGGGAAGAGAGUGAUGAUCUGAUGGAGGUGGCUUCUAAAUGUGACGUGGUAUAUCAAACCCGUAUUCAGAAGGAGAGGUUUGGAGAGAGAAUCGAUCUUUAUGAAGAAGCUAGAGGCAAGUACAUUGUGGAUGGGGAUGUAUUGAGAGCGAUGCAGAAACAUGCAGUCGUGAUGCAUCCUCUACCACGUCUUGAUGAGAUAACUGUGGACGUCGAUGCGGAUCCAAGGGCUGCUUAUUUCAGACAAGCCAAGAAUGGCCUCUACAUUCGUAUGGCCCUUUUGAAGCUAUUGCUUCUUGGCUGGUAAAAGAUGUAAGGAUUUGUUGAGGAAUCUAUUUCAAUUUUCUCAUUCUCUCACUUUUUUUGUUUGGAAGUUGAGAUUAUGCCAAGGAUUCAAGAAAUGUUGGCUUGUGAUUGUUGAGAUAUCAUGGUAUUAUUUGGGCGUACACAAAAAAAAGUUGUUAUCAUAUGAAGUUCACAAUCUC